UUCUUUUGAAGGGUCUGAAGUAAAACCAGCGCAUCGACUCGCCUCACAUCUCCAAAAAUACCCCACCACGCUCUCAGCUGAGACAGAGGCUUCCACGCUCAGGAGAAAAGGCAUCAGAGGAAAAUGGCCACAGACUGGAGCUCAGGACUCCUAAGCUGUUGUGACGACUGCAAAUCUUGUUGCUAUGGAUUCUGGUGUUGCCCUUGCCUGGCCUGCACCGUCUCAGAGAUGUUUGGCGAAAACCCCUGUCUUCCUCUGUGUGACAUAUUAACCCCUGCAGCAGUGUCAGCUUUCGGGUUGCCUUUCUGUGUUCCCCCUGCAGGUUUAUCGCUAAGAGUUGCCAUUCGACAAAGAUACGGCAUCAAGGGAAGUCUCUGUAAGGAUAUCUGCACCUCCUGCUUCUGCGUGUGGUGCUCCUGGUGCCAGUUGCAUCGAGAAUUGAAGUAUCAGAAACACCCAGGUGUGGUCACCAUGCAGCCUAGAUAAAAGCUGUGGUUUUACACCCAACUUCAUCCUUCUGCUCUGUUCCAUCUCUUAAAAUGAAUUAAUUCAAGUCAGAUUAAUAACUUUUAGUAAAAAAUUACACGUUGGGUUUGAUUUUAUUAUUAUUUUCAACAAGACAAGUGUUAAUGAUUUGUUUAUCAUGAUCAAUGCAGUGAAUAUUUUAUUUAUUCUUCUGGACUGUCAGCAUCAGAACAUGUCUGGUUCACAUUUCAUCUGUAAAGUCCUUCAAACCGAAUCACGAGGUUUCCAUCCUGUCAGCAUUAAGUGCAAUAUAACGAAGGAUGUGUUUUAAAAUCUGAACUGUGAAAGCUCUAUGACAUAAAAACUAGAAGGCAUUUUGUUUUUGCGUUUAAAAGCUCUAAUCAUCAUAAUCGUGACUUUAUUAUGUGAUUUUGUGAAUAUUUAGAAACUGGUGAACAUUCGGUGAUUUUUAACAUUUAGUCAAAAAUGGAAUAAAAUAUGAUUCUGGAUCAAUUUAA
Molecule: messenger RNA, 983 nt
Organism: Nothobranchius furzeri (turquoise killifish)
Lineage: Eukaryota; Metazoa; Chordata; Actinopteri; Cyprinodontiformes; Nothobranchiidae
Product: cornifelin
Source: RefSeq, a predicted model, not a curated record